GAUAGGGCUAGAGCGAAACAUCGCAGCGCGCUUCGCAGCCGCCGCGAGCUCAGAUACAGCCGCAACUUGGAUCUGCUUUCGCCACAGUUGGAAGAUACCGGCCUCAAGACGACGACAUUCUUGCAACACUUUAAGGACGUCGUCACGACGAAGUUCAACGGCAGAGAUCACCAUUUGCCGCCGCUGCAUCCCGCCCAUCCGGCGCACCAGCAGUCCGCGCUGCAUCACCACCAUCAGCCGCACCAGGCUGUCGCCCAGAGCUUUUCCACCAUUUUUCCAACGUAUCUAGGCAUGGACCGCGCUGCCGCUGGCGGCUGUGGUGCUGCUGGUGGCGGCCUGGGCGUCGUCACCAGCUCGGCCACUGCCCUCGGUCCGGGCGGCAUUGCGGGCGGAGGCGGUGGCGGUGGUAUUGUCAGCGGUGCGCUCAACGGCUUGGAGGCCAUGUCCGCCGAAUCGACUGGGCUCUGCCUACAGGAUUUGGUUAGCGCGGGCACCGCCAACGGUGCCGGGUCGGCGGGAUCGGCGGAGAGCGCAACCACCACAAGCACAGCGCUAAGCAGUGGCAGCUCCACCGUAAAUGGCGGCGGCAGCAGCGCCUCCGGUGCGGAUCAUCUGCACAACCAUCACAGUCUACACGACUCCAGCUCCUCGGUCAGCAUCUCACCCGCCAUCUCGAGCCUGAUGCCCAUCAGCAGCCUCAGUCACUUGCAUCACACGGCCGCCGGUCAGGAUCUGGUCGGCAGCUAUUCGCAGCAUCCGCAUCAUGGCGUCGUGCCGCCGCACACACCGAAGCACGAGCCGCUCGAGAAACUCAGAAUUUGGGCCGAAACCGGUGAUUUUCGUGAUAGUCAUAGCUCCAUGACCGCCGUAGCAAAUAGUUUGGAUAGCACACAUUUAAAUAACUUUCAAACUUCAUCGUCAUCCACCUUAACGAAUCGAAGUCGGGAUCGCAAAGAUGGCAAUCGCAGCGUAAAUGAGACCACAAUUAAAACGGAGAACAUAUCAAAUUCUGGGCAUGAUGAGCCGAUGACCACCAGCGCCGAUGAGCCAAAGAAUGAUAAAAAGAACAAGCGCCAGCGGCGACAGCGCACCCAUUUCACCUCCCAGCAGCUGCAGGAGCUGGAGCAUACGUUCAGUCGCAAUCGCUAUCCGGAUAUGUCGACGCGCGAGGAAAUUGCGAUGUGGACCAAUCUAACCGAGGCCAGAGUUCGGGUGUGGUUCAAGAACCGGCGGGCCAAGUGGCGCAAGCGCGAGCGGAAUGCCAUGAAUGCGGCUGUGGCCGCAGCGGACUUUAAGUCCGGCUUUGGCACACAGUUCAUGCAGCCGUUCGCAGAUGAUUCGCUGUAUUCAUCAUAUCCGUAUAACAACUGGACCAAGGUGCCAUCGCCGCUGGGCACAAAGCCGUUCCCCUGGCCGGUCAAUCCGCUCGGCUCGAUGGUGACCAGCAAUCAUCACCAGAACUCGGUCAACUGCUUCAAUACGGGCGCCAGCGGUGUUGCGGUCAGCAUGAACAAUUCGAUGCUGCCGGGCACAAUGGGCUCCACGCUGACCAAUACGAAUGUGGGCGUGGGCGUUGGCGCUGCACCCUGUCCGUAUACAACACCUGCGAAUCCGUAUAUGUAUCGUGCCGCCGCCGAGCCCUGCAUGAGCAGCAGCAUGUCCUCGAGCAUUGCCACGUUGCGGCUGAAGGCGAAGCAGCAUGCCACAGGCUUCAGCAGCCCCUAUUCGGCGCCAUCGCCAGUCUCGCGCUCCAAUUCAGCCGGUCUGUCCGCCUGCCAGUAUGGCGUGACCGAUGUUGUCUGAGAAAACGCACUCGGUGCUCUGCUCAAUCAGCAUCAGCACCACUUGCAGCACUUCUCCGGCCAGCACAAUGGCAAUGCCAUGCAGCAGCAUUUGACCGGCAACGGCAGCCAUAGCCAUAACAACAACAACAACAUGUUGCACGGUCAUCACCACCACAACAACAACAACAACAGCCUGCUGCUGGAUCACACCGAUUUGGGCUUGGGCGGCGGAAGUGGAGGCGGCACUGAUGACGGCGGCACAGUGACCCACAACGAUGACAACAACAAAUCGCCGUUAGGCGCCAACGGACUAAUGUCAGCUGCCGCAGCUGCUGCUGCUGCUGCCGGUGGCACCUCCAGCGGCAAUGACAACGGCGACGAUGUCGACGAGGACGUCAUCGAUUGAACGUUUGCCAAGUAUAUAUAUACAACAAAAAACAUAAAUAUAUAAAUAAAAUAUUUAAAUCAACGUACUUAUAACAUGAAUAAUUAACGAUUUGUUAUUUGUAAAACUGCGUAAAUCAGCGGGCAAAAAAUACCAAAAACAAAAAAAAAGUUUAGCAUUAAGCGUAUUUAAUUAAAUUUUAGAUGGAAAAUAACGCGAAAAAAAGCAACAACAGCACAUGAAAUACAACUUUUUUGAAGAACAAUAAUUACAUUUAUAAAACAAAAAAAAAACCGUAAAAAUAAAACAACAAGAAAAACAAUUCUGAAAGUCCGAGCUUGUGUGCAGUUAUAAUUAGUUGGUAUUAAGCGGCAGUCGGAAAGGCAGAAAAAUUAAUUACAAAUUGAUAAAUGUGUUUUUCAUAUGUUUUGCACUUCUGCAUUGAGAUUAAAUGCCAAUUAUGUUCAUUAAACAAAGAAGAAGCGAAAACCAACGUUUAAUGUAGAAUGUUAAGUGUUUUGUACAUAUUAAGCAAAUAUUUAGCUAUAGGCAGCAAGCUGUAUUUAUAAGAUUAGUUCGCUCUUAACUAAAGAACUAACUAGCUAUACUAACUAAAUAGCAAAAAAGUUAAAGUUAUCUGCAAAAACUUUUGCAACAAAAACAAAUAAGUCUUUGCCCACUGUGCGUCAGCUAAAAACCAAUUAAAAUAAAUAAAACUAUGCCCAAACUAAAACGAAAAAAAAAACAACUUUGUUUGGCAGCACAUAUACCAAAUAUAUAUAUAUAUAUAGAAAUAUAAUGAAAACGUAUCAAGAUCAAGUCAAAAAUGUAUUGUAAACAAAAUAUAUCAAAAGCCGUAGCAGUUUUUAAGGAGUUGUCUAGUCGUAUAAACAACCAGAGAUAAAUCAACAAAAA
Messenger RNA from Drosophila montana, 3084 nucleotides. It is a transcript of the gene Ptx1, whose product is annotated as Ptx1. The record is from RefSeq and is a predicted model, not a curated record. The transcript is spliced from 5 exons. Gene Ontology annotation, biological process: regulation of transcription by RNA polymerase II; anatomical structure morphogenesis. Gene Ontology annotation, cellular component: nucleus. NCBI's taxonomy places the organism in Eukaryota, Metazoa, Arthropoda, Insecta, Diptera, Drosophilidae. Gene Ontology annotation, molecular function: RNA polymerase II cis-regulatory region sequence-specific DNA binding; DNA-binding transcription factor activity, RNA polymerase II-specific.